Messenger RNA from Aphidius gifuensis, 3909 nucleotides. RefSeq lists its product as uncharacterized. Lineage: Eukaryota; Metazoa; Arthropoda; Insecta; Hymenoptera; Braconidae. The transcript is spliced from 12 exons. The coding region runs from base 194 to 3766 and encodes 1190 amino acids. The record is from RefSeq and is a predicted model, not a curated record.
AGUAUAUAAACAUAUGUAUACAUUUAUAUAGCUCAUUUCUUUGUUUUUUUCUUUCAUUUUUAAAUUUUAAAAUAUCCAAAGUUCAUUUACCAUUUAUAAUUGAAACAAAUGAAAUUGUGUUAGCUGUCAAAUUCAUAGUUAUGUAAAUAUCUAAAUAUUUACAACCUUCGUUCGGUCAUAACUAAAUUCAAAAAUGGCUUCCUCUGAUCAGGAUGCUAUAAGUCUACAAGUAUCACUACCUCAGAUGCUCGACCUAGCUCUUGGAACACCAGAGGUUGGAGCAUUCAAUUUUAAUCUUCUUCAUAAUUUUUUGCACGUUGUUCUACAUCAAAUUGAUUUAAAAAAUACAAAAGUUGAGUACAGGGGUGAUAAUGCAAAUCGAAUAAAGACAAUGGUUUCUUCAUUAAAAUCUGGACCAAGUAUUGCAUUGCAUGAAUACAGUAUAACUGAUGGAUCAGGUAACAUAUUUCAAAGGGGUGAAAACGCUGAAGGAUUGUCAAGUCCUGUUGACAUUGUAGCUGCAGAUAAAAAUAAUGGAUUGAGAAUGUCAAAGGGAACCAAACAACAAGUUGGACCUGGAGCUGGCACUGCACUCGAAUCAAUAAUAUAUGUAGAGCCAGUUUUAGAUGGAGCAACACCAACAGGACUAGCUUUUAAAGAUCUAGAUGAUUCUGUAAAACGACUACAGCAACAGUUUCAAGCAUUGGAAGAACUUGCUACGACACCAGAAAUGGUGGAACGUCUCAAGACUAGCAGAACUGAUCCUCUCAGUGACAUGUGGCAUGUUAUUAACAUCAACAAAAGACUUGAUGCUACUGAGCAGGGAAUUAAUAAAGCAAUGACAAUGCUUCAAGAUUUAAUAAAAGGUGAUAAGAUUGAAAUAAUUGGCUCAGACAAAGCUCCUGAAGACGUAAAAAUUCUCAAUGAUAGAAUUACAGAAUUAGAAAUGAAUUUAGUUUACUUAAAUGAUGAUUUAAAAAAUAUAAAAGAAAGUCAAAAUACCAAAGUAGCAUCUACAAAAAAUUUAUCUCCUACACCUGGAAAAUCUGAACAUGAAAAAAUGCCAAAAUCUAAUCAAGACGUUCCAACAGCUGGUUCUAAGUCUUCUUCAAAAUCACCAUCGUCAACAUCUGAAAAUAAAGAAUCUUCAGCUUCUAAAAUUAAAAAAAGUGAACCACAAUUACCUAUUACUAAUUCAAAAUCACUGGUAGCAGCAUCUGAUACGUCGUCUCCUAAAACUUCUAAAACUGAUUCACCUCAAGCAGAUAAUUCAACUACAUUAAAAGAGGUAAAAAAAGAAAUAUCCAGUGUAUCAGUGGCAGAAGAGUCUUCAAAACCAGUUGAUACAGCUUCAGAAUUAGUCAGUGGUUCUGCUGAUAGUUCUAAAACUGAUAAUAAAAAAGAAAUAAUAGAGGCUCCUGGCCAACAGACGACAACCAGCCGAGCAGCUAUUACCAAAAGUGGAUCAGUUAUCGGUAAUAUUGAUUUGAGUGAAUUAAAAACUGAUGUUGACAAUAUAAAAACAGAAAUGGAACAAACAAAGGCAGAUAUUUCUAACAUGAAGAAAGAAGUAGAAAAAACGAAACAAGAUACGAUGGAUACACAAUUAAAAGUUGAUAAUUUAUCAAAGUCUAUGGAAAAUUAUAAUAUUCCAAUUGACAAUAAUAUUAAUACAACAAACAAUUCUCUUGAAAAUGCUCAAUCUUCCAAUGUUUCAAGUAAUAUUGAAAUUCCAGAAGCUGUUAAUGAUGCUCGUACUGAAAGUGGAACAAAUAUACAAGCAGAUAAUUCUACAUUGGCAAAUUCGACAUCUAAUAAUGCAGCAUUAAAUGAUGCUCAUAAAAACGAAAAAACUGUUAAGUUACCUUCAGUCGUCAACACUCAAAACUCGAGUAAAUCCAAAUUAUCAACACCAAAAGUAACUGGUAACAAUUCUCAAGUUGAAAAUAUCUUAUCUACACCAAAAUUAACUGGUAAUAAUUCUAAAGUUGAAAAUAAUUCAUCGACACCAAAAGUAACUGCUAAUAGUUCUAAAGCUGAAAAUAAUUCUACACCAAAAGUAACAGCUAAUAAUUCUAAAAUUGAAAAUAAUUCUACACCAAAAGUAACUGGUGAUAAUUCUAAAGUUGAAAAUAAUUUAUCAACGCCAAAAGUAACUGGUAAUAAUUCUAAAGUUGAAAACAAUUUAUCAACACCAAAAUUAAAAGAAAAUAAUUCAAAAAAUGAAGAUAAAAAAAGUCAAUUAAUUGAUGGACAAAAAUUAUUCCUAAAUUUACCUGGUAAUGAAGAUGAAAAAAUCGAAUUAAUGGAGGCCAUUCGUAAUAUUGAAAUAAUGUAUGGUGAGGCAAUACAAAAUUUAGAAGUUCGUAUAUUAUCACUGGAAGAUUCAAUCAAGACUAUCAAUGAAAAAAUGUGUAAUUUGGAGGAUGGUUUAGAAUGUAGUGCUGGUGAUGGAAUUCAAGAAAUUCAGGAACUCGUUACAACAAUUCAAGGUAUUCAAAAUGACAUUGAAAAAAUUAAUCAAACUGCUGCGAGACUUUGUCAAGAAAAAGAAGAUCGUGAUAAAUGUACAAAAGGACUCAGUGAGCAGAUUGAGUUGUUGAAAACUGUUAAAGCAGAUAAAGAAGAGCUUCAAGGUGCACUUGCUGAUAAAGCUGAUGCUCACACAGUCAAUAACAAGGUAUCUUGUGAUAAAUUUGACACAACAUGUGAAGAUUUAACUCGCUGCUUGGAUAAUACAAUUGCAAAGCUAACUCAUCAAGAGUACAUUUGGCAAGAAGCACUUGACUCAGUGCAGCAAGAAGUUGAAGGUAAACUUGAUAAAAUUGAAAUAUCACCAAUCAAAGAAUUCGUGAAUACUCGCUUGAAAUUACUUCAAGAUAAGUUGAAAAUACUUUUUGACAAACGUCGUGAAACUGAAGCAGCUGGAACAAGAAAAAUAUUAACUGAUGUACAGUGUAUAUCAUGUGACAAGAAAACUAUGAUGAAAGUAACUGAAAGCAUAAAUUAUCGAUCAGAUCCUAUGCCAUGCAGUAGAGCAAUAAAGCCUUAUUUGAUUUAUGAAUUAAAUCAAGUAAAAAAGCAGCAUAAAAAAGUACCAAGUCGUACUGCUAUUCAAUUUUCUCCAGCAUCACCUAAAAGAUCAAAGUUUGACCAGAUGGAUAAACCAUCAAGGGAUCAAAUUUGUACUCGAUAUUGUGGGGGAAGUCAUACCAUAACUUCACCUCAUCAAAGAAUCAUGAGAAUGGGCCAUUUCUUAGCUCAAUGGGGACCAGAAGCAAUUCAACUUGGUGAAGGUGUUGUUCAAGGAUCAGAUGGACAACUUUAUAAAAGCAGACCUAUGCCUUCUGGUGCUGUUUCUAGAAAACCAGAUCCAUGUGAUCCUUGUACUUGUAAUGAAACAGAAGUUAAAAAAACAUCUCCAGUAUCUCGUCAAUCUUCUGAUGUAACAGCAGCAGCUCCACCUAAAACAAGCCAAAUCAGUCAAAAUAAAACAGUUAGUACAACACAAGCAACAUCAAGACGACAGAGUAUUAAAAAGACUGCAAAUUCAUCAAAAGGACUUCAUUCAACACAAUCAUUGCAACGAGAACCAAAGUCUUCUUCUAAUGUUUCUCCAACUUCAUUAACCAUUAAACAGGAAAAAUCAGAAGAAAAAUUUACACCAAGUCCACCAAUUUCUCCACAACGUACUUCAAUCACAAUCUCAAAAAUAAAUGAGGAAGAAGAAAACGAUGAUGAAAGCAUUGAAGAAAAUUAUGAAUAAAUUUAACAAAAAAUUAUUGAUAUAUAAAAAUUAUCAAUGAAAAUACAAAAAUCGAAAGAAAACAUCAAUUUAUUUCCAUUUGAAAAAUUAUUGGUUCUAACAUUUCUUGUAUGUAUUUAUUAAAUUAUUUUUAUUAUUUAUAA